Theileria equi strain WA is the source of this 2859-nucleotide messenger RNA. Its product is annotated as DnaK family member protein. The transcript has a single exon. Bases 1 to 2859 code for a protein of 952 amino acids. The record is from RefSeq and is a predicted model, not a curated record. Gene Ontology annotation, biological process: cellular response to hypoxia; endoplasmic reticulum unfolded protein response; negative regulation of hypoxia-induced intrinsic apoptotic signaling pathway. Gene Ontology annotation, molecular function: ATP binding; ATP-dependent protein folding chaperone. Gene Ontology annotation, cellular component: endoplasmic reticulum chaperone complex. Lineage: Eukaryota; Apicomplexa; Aconoidasida; Piroplasmida; Theileriidae.
AUGUUAUCGAGUCCUUCUAGUAGAAAGCACACUGGCACAUUUCGUGGGCUUGGCGUCCUUUUAGCCAUUGCCCUGCUCAUAUCUUGUUGUAGCGCGACGACAGCUACUCUUGGCAUCGAUUGGGGCGAGGAAUUCGUCAAAGUCUCAAUCGCCUUUCGCGGACAUCGGCCGGAUAUCCUACUGACGAGUUCCGGAAGCCGAAAAUUUCAAAAUGUAGUCUAUUUAUCAGGAGAAACACGUCUGUUCGACAAGGAAGCCUCAGCUUAUGUCCUGAGGGAUCCCGCAAGGACGCUCCAAAAGUCUGCUCACAUACUCGGCGUGCCAUUCCAGGGGCUGUCGUUGAGCAAAUCCAACGCUGUAAAUCCCACAGAGGUUGUAGAAACGUUUAGAAAAAACGACAUCUCGUUCAACUGGGACUACACACCCUACGAGUUUGCGGUUGCCGAGGAUGGACAGCUGCAGCUCAAGCUUUUAAAGGAUGCAAACGUGAGUGUUGAGGAGGUGUACGCCCAUUUCUUCAAUCACAUCAAGGAUGUGGCCCUUGAGAAGCUACACAGCGUAAAGAUUAUAGAUUCGCUGGAUUCCAAGGCUGAACUUUUGGCGGUGAUUUCAGUCCCGUGCAACUAUACACAGAACCAGCGUAAAGCUAUUGCAUUUGCAGCUGAAAGUGCUGGUCUCAAGGUGGUCGAUUUGGUGCAUGGAAUAACCGCUGCAGCUCUGCUACACUCGCUCGAAAUGCAGCCUGGCACCAAGAAAGUUUUGUUCUAUGACAUGGGAAGUUCCGCUGCAAACGUAGGCGUAGUUGAGAUUUUUGUUCCUUCAACUGGCAAGGGGGCCGGAAGGAAGAAUCCGUACAUAAAGACACUCUCAUGUGUAACUGUCCCAGGAGUUGGUGGAAGGCAUCAUGAUCACCUGCUUUCUGAGCAUCUUAGAGAAGCCUUCGAGAAAGAACAUUCUCUUAAACUCAUGCCAGCAUACCCCAAGUCUGUUCAAAAGUUGGCCAGAGCAGUAAACAAAGCAAAGACGACUCUUUCCAUAAGCACGUCCACAAACAUGGAAGUAGAAAAUUUGGUACCUGAUAAAACGCUAAAGGCUGGAACAAUAACUAGGGAUCUAUUUGAUCAGCUGUUGCAACCAAUUGUGAACAAGCUUGACGAACCUGUGCCAAAGGCACUUGAGUUGGCGGGAGUAAAGAUGGAGGAAGUUGAUGCUGUGGAACUCAUUGGUGGAUCCUGGAGGGUGCCAGUUAUUCAGAAAAAGAUUGCUGAAACUGUGACACCGCAUCAACUCGGCUUCCAUCUCAACGCCGAAGAGUCUGUAGCAAUGGGUGCUGGAUACUUGGGUGCCGCGCACAACCCAUUUUUCAGAAUGAAAAAGGUGGAUAUUAUGGACAAUAGUGUGUUUGAUUAUGUACUUCACAUUGUGUCUGGCAAAGAUGCCAACAAGGCAAUUGAUAAAAAGGUGGUGCUUCACAGUCAUUCAUCUAAACUUUCUGCAACGAAAACCGUAAAGCUCAAGUCGCAUUUUGAUCUUGAAGUUGAGUUGUUUGAAGGAGGUGUCUCAAUUGCCCAUUACAAUGUCUCUGGGAUCGAGUCACUGCUAAAGGAUCACCCAGACAAGGUAGCAGAGGUUUCACUUGUUUUCAAGGCUAACCUGGGUAUUAUAAAGCUUGAUCAGACCUUUGCUGUUGUUGUGGAUGCAUCAUCUACGAGCGAAGAUGCUGUGGAAUCUGAUGAGGGCUCUGCCGAUGGAGCAGAUGCUGAUAAGGAGCAAGAGGUAAAGAAUGAUGCCCCAAAGACGGAGACGGAGGAGGCCCCCAAAGGUGAUGCAGUUCCUAAAGAGAAUGAGUCGACAGAGGGGCAAUCUGAGACAAAGGAUGCUUCUCAAGAAGCUCCCAAGGAUGGUCAAGCUGACAAGGCCGAACCAAGCAAUGGUCAGGAUGAGGCUAAACCAGAGAAAGGAGAAGAGACCAAAGAAACACCAAAAACCGACACAAAAGAAGCAGCUAAAAAGGAGGAAAAGAAAAACGUCCUCACCUUUUCAGUGACCCAGAGCCAAGUUUAUGGUAAUGCCAAGUUGGAGUCUUGCAGAGACGCUAUAGCAGAGUUGGUGAAGCGGGACAAGGCCCUUUAUGCAAGAUCAGACGCCAAGAAUCAACUCGAGUCUUUAAUUUACAAGUACAAGGGUAAGGUUAAUUCAAAGGACUUCAAGGAUGCCACUACUGAAGAUGUGCAUGCCAAGUUUUCUGCUAGAAUUGAAGAAUUGCUAACUUGGUUUGAUAUCAACUCUUCAUCGGCGUCUCUUGAGCAGUUUAACGAGAUUACCAAGGAGCUCAAUGAUGUUGCUACACCAAUCUUUGUACGCAUGGGUCAUAACUCUGAUCGGGAAUCGGUUAUAAAAUCCACCGACAGGGAGUUUGAUAAGCUUAAAAAGAAGUUUGAUGAGUUAAUUGCGGAACGACCAUACCUCUUGGAACAUCAGGGUAUAAUUAAUACCUUCAACAAUCUUGUAGAAUGGUGGGAGCAAGCUAAAAAGGACCAAGAAGCUAGGCCCCUUAACCAGGAUCCAGUCUUUACCUUUGAAACUGUAAAGCCCAAGAGAAGCGCUGCAAAACUUGCCCUCAAGACUAUAGAGGCUAUAAAACCAAAAGUCGUCGAACCCCCAAAGCCGGAGACGGAGGAGGCCCCCAAAGGUGAUGCAGUUCCUAAAGAGAAUGAGUCGACAGAGGGGCAAUCUGAGACAAAGGAUGCUUCUCAAGAAGCUCCCAAGGAUGGUCAAGCUGACAAGGCCGAACCAAGCAAUGGUCAGGAUGAGGCUAAACCAGAGAAAGGGGAAGAAAAUGUAAAGACAGAAUUAUAA